GUGGCGUGCAGCGCGGCCGGCAUGGCGCGCGAGUGGGGGCACCUGGACGGCGUGCUGACGGGCGCCAGCGAGGCCCUCGCUGUGGGCUUCACGCUCGCCAGGCACGGCUUCCUGCUGAGUCGGCGCCGGGCCGUGCGGCGGCUGCUCGCGGCGCUGCGCCGCCUCGAGGAGCGCUGCCAGGGCCACCCCAUCGUCAUGCGCGCGGCCGGGCAGGUGCGAGCCACCACGCUGGCCUUCAACGCGCUGGCGCUGCUGCUGUUCGGCGCGUGGACGAGCUCGCCGCUCGUGCGCGCGCGCUGGCUGCCGCAAGGCGCGCAUGCGCACAUCUUCCGCGCCGCCUGCCUCGGCGACGACCGCUACGGGGCGUCGCUCGCCCUCCAGGCGCUGUCCUUCGCCUACUGCUUCGUCGCCGUGAACUUCGACGCCGGCGCCGCGGCGCUGAUGAGGCUCGCGGCCGCGCAGUUCCGCGUGCUGCUGGCGUCGCUGGCGUCGCUGAAGCACCUCGCGGCGGGGGACGCGCGCGUCUUCAGGCAGCUCGUCGCCUGCGUCGACCACCACACCGCCAUCGUCGAGUUCGUGAGGCAGCUGGACAGUGUUUACAACAGCAUUUUGUUGGUGCAGUUACUGUACUCCGUGCUUCAAAUAGCGAUCGCAGGGUUCCAGUUCACGCAAAUAUCAGUCGAUUUUGGAAACUCGUCCAAGUUCAUGGUCGCUGUGGCAUUCCUUGCAGUCGAACUGUACUUGUUCUGCAGCUGCGGCGAAGACCUCAUGCAACUGAGCCGCGAGGUGGCCGCGGCCGCCUACGACCUGGACUGGCCCGCGGUGGGGCCGGAGCUGCGCGGCGCGGUGCGCAUGGCCGUGAGGGCCGGCCAGAACCCGGCCUCGCUCACCGCGCUGCGCUUCAAGAAGUUCUCCAUGGAGACUUUCCUGGCGGUAUUGAACGCGUCCUACACGUAUUUCGCACUGCUAAGGGAGCUGAAGAAGACGGAGUGACAUAUUCUGCACUGUCUCAUCAAGAAGAUGAAAAGCAAAUUGAAUAUUUUAAAAUCACAUUACCGAAGUUGGUUUUGAUUCGAGUAUUUCAAUGUAAAAUAGAAUUUUUAGAACCUUUUUUAUUUGUAAUGGUAGAUGUAAAAAGAAUUAAGUUGAAAAUGUGUCAGUAAAUAAAAAAUAUACGGAGA
This is a messenger RNA of Bacillus rossius redtenbacheri, 1181 nucleotides long. Its product is annotated as odorant receptor 13a-like. Lineage: Eukaryota; Metazoa; Arthropoda; Insecta; Phasmatodea; Bacillidae. The record is from RefSeq and is a predicted model, not a curated record. The transcript is spliced from 7 exons. Gene Ontology annotation, cellular component: plasma membrane. Gene Ontology annotation, biological process: detection of chemical stimulus involved in sensory perception of smell; sensory perception of smell. Bases 22 to 993 code for a protein of 323 amino acids. Gene Ontology annotation, molecular function: olfactory receptor activity; odorant binding.